Messenger RNA from Phragmites australis (common reed), 456 nucleotides. RefSeq lists its product as uncharacterized. Gene Ontology annotation, molecular function: calcium ion binding. The coding region runs from base 1 to 456 and encodes 151 amino acids. NCBI's taxonomy places the organism in Eukaryota, Viridiplantae, Streptophyta, Magnoliopsida, Poales, Poaceae. The transcript has 2 exons. The record is from RefSeq and is a predicted model, not a curated record.
AUGCUGGCCACCUCCACCACGCUCCGCUCCCCAUCCUUCCUCAUGAGCCCCUUUGCGGAGCGAAUCCUUUCGUCUCCUAUAACUAUAAUCCAUCCAUCAUAUGAUAUAUCCAAUGGGAUCAAAAGAUCAAUCGAUCAAAAGAGCAAGGAGCAGAUCAACGACUCAGUUCCAGGAGUCUUCAACCUCUUCAACAAAGAUGGCGAUGGGACGAUCACGACUAAGGAGCUCGGGACAGUAAUGCGUUCGCUAGGACAGAGCCCCAAGGAGGUGGAGUUGCAAGACAUGGUCGAAGAGGUGGACACCAAUGGCAGUGGCGCCAUUAACUUACAGCAGUUCCUCACCCUCCUCGCCCACAAGAUGCGCGACACCGCACCAAUGAUGAGCUCCACGAAGACAACAAGGACAACGAGGACAACAAGGGGUGGGAGCGUGGGCCUAGUAGGAUUGGGAGUCUGA